Cryptomeria japonica (Japanese cedar) is the source of this 1951-nucleotide messenger RNA. RefSeq names its product cytochrome P450 76T24-like. The record is from RefSeq and is a predicted model, not a curated record. The coding region runs from base 902 to 1870 and encodes 322 amino acids. Lineage: Eukaryota; Viridiplantae; Streptophyta; Pinopsida; Cupressales; Cupressaceae. Gene Ontology annotation, molecular function: heme binding; oxidoreductase activity, acting on paired donors, with incorporation or reduction of molecular oxygen; iron ion binding. The transcript has 2 exons.
CUCAGUCUUAAAUCACAUACAUUAAGCCGUCCCCAAUUUUUUAUUCUUCUUUCUAUGAAAGAUCGAAGAUGAUGAGUAGGAUAAGGCUGCUUCUCCCAAAGAUAAAUACAACAAUUCAUACUCGUGCCUUCCAAAAGCCUAUUCAACAUAAAAGUCUUGUCUAUUGAAGUUACAAACUCAGCAAAAUCAAAAACGUGCUGCGACUUGGAAACCAGGGAAGAGUCACAAAGACGUGCCACGACCUGGAAAUCAGAGAGCAAAAUCAAGUCCUCGUACCUACUCUGCCUAUAAAAUAUAGAUAGUGUACACUAGAAAACAAAAUAAAAUAAGGAACUCCUUGUUUACAGUUAAUAUGGACAUUCCACUGUUUUCAUGGUAUUCUGUGCUCCAUACUGCUGCUUCGCUUUUAUUCUUCUUCUUUCUAUGGAGAAGAGAGCGGAGGACAGGGCGUCCUCUGCCUCCUGGUUGGCCUAUUGUGGGAAACCUCUUUCAGCUGGGAAAAAGGCCUCACGAGUCUCUCUACGCCCUCUCUCUGAAAUACGGCCCACUGAUGACUCUCCGUCUGGGAAUGAAAACAACAGUGGUGGUGUCCUCUCCUGCCAUGGCCAAGGAGGUCCUUAAAUCACACGACCUAAUCUUCGCGGGACGGACGGUGAUAGAAGGCGUCAAAUCUAUUUCUCACCACAAGUCGUCCCUAAUUUUUAGCGAUUACGGAACUCAGUGGCGCCAUCUCCGACGUAUUUCAACUGUUGAGCUUUUCAGCAGCAUAAGACAGGAAGCUCUGCAACAUCUCAGAAGAUAGGAGGUAUUUCACACAAUUAAACUACUUUAUGACGACAAGGGAAAGGUUGUGGAUAUCGGGCGGACGGUGUUCUGCACGUCUCUAGAUUUGUUAGGCAACAUGAUCUUCAGCACAAGAGUCUUCGAUCCCCACAAUCCAGCUUCUGCGGCCUUCAACCAUUCCGUCUGUGAACUGAUGAGGCUCGGAGGAAAGCCCAAUUUGGUGGACUAUUUCCCGUUUCUACGGUUCCUGGACCCGCAGGGCGUGUGCCGUCAGAUGGCCAAGCAUUUCAAGGAAAUGUAUGACUUUGUGGAUUUGUUCCUACAGAAAAGGCUCGCCUCCGGAAGUGAAAGUCAUAGGAAGAACGACUCCAUGAAGGAUUUUCUGGAUGUUCUGCUGGAUUUCAGAAGUCAAGAAUUCACACUCGUUGAUAUUCGAGCCUUGAUAGCUGAAUUUUUUAUCGCCGGUACUGAAACAACAACCUCAACAGUAGAAUGGGCCAUGGCAGAAUUCAUUCGCAAUCCGCAGAAACUAAACCGAGUCCGACAAGAAUUGGAUGAAGUAGUUGGAUGCAACAGAAGAUUGGAAGAAUCUGACUUAGAUCGUUUGCCUUAUCUUCAUACAGCUGUUAAAGAAAUAUUCCGAUUGCACACCCCAGUUCCCCUGCUGCUUCCCCAAAAAGCUGAAAGCUCGUGCGUGCUCCAGGGAAUUGUGAUACCCAAAGACAGCCAGGUAUUGGUGAACGUGUGGGCCAGUGGGAGGGACCCUUCAAUUUGGAAGAAGCCCUCAGAAUUUCUGCCCGAGAGAUUUUUGGAGGGUGAGAAUAGCAAGAUAGAUUACAAGGGACAAAACUUUGAGCUAAUUCCGUUCGGAGCAGGAAGAAGGAUUUGUGCUGGGCUUCCAUUGGCAAGUCGUAUGGUUCAAUUGAUUUUGGCUUUGUUACUUCAUUCAUUUGAGUGGAUGCUUCCGGACGGGAGGAGCUGUGAAGAGAUGGACAUGACUGACGAGCUUGGAAUUACUUUAAAGAAGUCUGCAGAGUUAACUCUAAUCCCCGUACCACGUCUCUCACAUCAUGCAUAUGAGCAAUAGUGUGGCAGUGUGGGUCAGGAAUUUUAUUGAAUGUUAUCACACAUAUUAAAUCAAUAAAUCAAAAUCUAGAAAUGUCUUAGG